AUGAAAAAGUCAUUUUCCAUCUUCCCAAUUGUGGUUGCUGGUGUCUGUAUGGCAGUCUUUGUCAUGACAGCUGAUGCUAUCAAAAUCUCACACCCUAAAUUUGUUAAGGGUGCAAGUAACAUUGUUCCUGGUCAAUACAUUAUCAGUUUCAAAGAACAACAAGCUGAUUCUAGCCGAGUUUUUACUCAAUCUCUUCAAGAAAGUGUAGAUGAUCUCGAAUUAAAGGUCAAACAAACAAUCAAGCAUGCUUUCUUUAACGGUAUUUCUGUUGAUAUUGACAACACCAAUGAAGGUCUUCAUGCUUCUACUUUAAAGCAAAUCCUUGAUCGAUCUGAUGUGAAGGCUGUUUACCCUGUUAGAAAGAUUUCUCGUCCCAAGAUUGUCAAGUCCAAGAAAGGUAAAAAGAAUGUUCCUUCUGUCUUGCCCCAUGCUAUGACACAAGUUGAUCUUGUUCAUUCUAAACUCAAGAACAAGGGUAAGGGUGUCCUUGUUGGUGUCCUUGAUACAGGUGUUGAUUAUAUGCAUCCUGCAUUGGGUGGUGGUUUUGGUAAAGGCUUCAAAGUUGUCAAGGGUUACGAUUUAGUCGGUGAUGCUUACACUGGUUCAAACACUCCUAAGCCUGAUGCUGAUCCUCUCGAUAACUGUGGUGCUGGUUCUGGUGCUUCAGGUCACGGUACUCAUGUUUCUGGUAUUAUUGCUGGUUAUGAUAAGGCCACUAACUUUACCGGUGUUGCUCCUGAAGCUAACCUUGGUAUGUGGCGUGUCUUUGGUUGUAAUGGUGUCGUUACAAACGAUGUUAUCAUUAAGGCUUUGCUCAUGGCUUAUGACGCUGGCGUUGAUGUCAUUAACUUGUCCUUGGGUGAAACAAACGCUUGGGCCAUCGGUCAAGAUGCUGAAAUGGAAGUUGUUAACAAGAUUGUUGCUAAAGGUGUCAGUGUGAUCAUCUCUGCUGGUAACUCUGGUGAAACUGGCUUCUAUACUGUGGGUCAACCUAGUACUGCCAGUGGUGCUCUUUCUAUUGCUUCUAUUGACAAUGCUUACUACACUGCCAAGAACUUUAAGGCUACUGGAAUUAGCCACAACAUCUUGUACACUGCUAGUACCGAGGACACAAUUGAGAACGGGGAAAUUGUUGCUGGUGACUCUCAACCUGGUAACGGUGCUGAUGCCUGUACUGCCUCUUCUGUCUCUGCUGGUGUCAAGGGUAAGAUUGCUCUUAUUCAAAGAGGUACUUGUAGCUUCAGCGACAAGGUCAACAACGCCGCUGCUGCCGGUGCUGUUGGUGUUGUUAUCUACAACAAUGUCGAUGGUUCUUUGAGUGCUUCUACUCCUGGCGUGACUAUUCCUGUUGUUACUGUCACUUUGGCUGAUGGUCAAGAGCUUUUGACUGCUAUCAAGGCUGGUACUGUCAGUCUUACCUUUGAUAAAGCUGGUGCUGCCACACCUAUUGCUACUGCUGGUACUGUUUCUGACUUCUCUUCACUUGGUUCAUCUGCUGAGCUUUCAUUCAAGCCCAACAUUGCUGGUAUUGGUGGUAGCGUUUACUCUACUCUUCCUCGUUAUCUCGGUAGCUGGGGUGUUAUGUCUGGUACUUCUAUGGCUGCUCCUUAUGUUGCUGGUUCUAUGGCUCUUUACCUCAAUGCUCAUGGUAAGGACAAAAACUCUAUCAAGUACGUCAAUGAGCAAUUUCAAAACUACGCUCUUACUGCUCCUGUCUACCAAUCCACUACUCCUGACUCUCCCGUUCGCCAAGGUGCUGGUCUUGUACAAGUCUAUGAUGCCAUUACUCAACAAGUACACAUCUCUCCUGCUCAAAUCAGUUUCAACGAUACCGCUACUACCAAGUACAGAACUCAAACCUUCACUGUGACUAACCAUGGCUCCAAGACUGUUCAAUUCGAUCUCACAAACGAUGUUGCUACUGGUAUUUCUCCCUAUGAUGAAUCCGUGACUGGCUACACUCCUCUUGAGCCUGUAGACAAUGUCAAGGCUGCUGCUAGCUUGCGCUUCUCCAAAAAGACAUUCAAGAUUGCCCCUGGUAAAUCUCAAAAGAUCACUGUCACCGUCACUCCUCCCAACACCGAUGAUAAAGACCAUAUUUUCUACGGUGGUUUCAUCCACCUCAAGUCCAAGCAACAAAAGAGCAAUGUGGAUGUCAAGAUUCCUUAUUUUGGUGUCAAGGGUAAGCAAAACACAUUGCCUAUCUUUGAUGAAGAUUUCCCUCUUCUUAUUGAUCCCAAAUCUGCUCAAUACACUUCGGAUGAUACCUUCACUUAUGACCGCAACCAAACGGACACUUACCCUAUCCUUGUCUUGCGUUUGUUGACCCCUACUGCUCAUGUGAAGGCCGAUCUUUUGGAUACCAAGACAAACAAGGUCAUUGGUCAAUUCUUAACUGGUCUUGAUUAUCUUGGCCGUAACUUCCAAACCUCUGAACAAUACGACCAAUACGCUUGGGAUAGUACUUACGUUCCUUCUUCUAUUGCUGAUGCUCCUCUUCCUAUUCCUGUUCCUAGCGGUACUUAUAAGUUCCAAGUCAAGGCUCUCAAGUUACUUGCUGAUCCCUCUAAAGCCUCUAGUUGGGAAAACUGGACUUCUGGCCCUGUUAUUGUCAAGAAUUAA
This is a messenger RNA of Gilbertella persicaria, 2622 nucleotides long. Its product is annotated as peptidase S8/S53 domain-containing protein. Gene Ontology annotation, biological process: proteolysis. Gene Ontology annotation, cellular component: cell wall; cytosol; membrane. Gene Ontology annotation, molecular function: tripeptidyl-peptidase activity; serine-type endopeptidase activity. The record is from RefSeq and is a predicted model, not a curated record. Lineage: Eukaryota; Fungi; Mucoromycota; Mucoromycetes; Mucorales; Choanephoraceae. Bases 1 to 2622 code for a protein of 873 amino acids. The transcript has 4 exons.